GCGCACGCCUCCUUCUGUUCACAGCGACUUCACGUCAACCUUUCUUCUUAUACGUUUUUAGUUUUCACCGCUUCUCACUUCUCACUUCUCUCACCCUGUCAGCUCCCGGCGCAGCGCUCAACAGCCAGAAAGACACCGCCGACUGCAUCCAGCCAGCAGGCAGCUGCACGGAGCCACUUCCGCUUGUGCGACAGACAAACGCUGCAGAUUGACCCAGGGAUUGUUUGCUAGGAUGAGUGCGAGAAGAAAUGGUGGAAAUUUCAAGGGAAAAGAUGUCUUGGAAGUCAGCAGCCCCAAGAUUGAACAGUUGACUCAUGGUGUUGCAGACGUUAGCCUGGGCUCGGCCCAGGAUGAUGGAGAGUGGGAGGUAAUUACCAGGAAGUCAAAGAACAGAGCUGGAAGCAGUGCUGCAAAACAAUGGGGUCCUCAGAAUUCUAAUUCUAAGGCUCGGGCACAGGUUGAUACUCAGAAGCCAGGUAUGCGGAGUAGUGGUGGGUCAGGAAGGGGUGCCGGCAACUUCUGGCCUUCACAAACUUCUGAUAUGAGAAAACCAGCAGCUAGAGGAAAUGUAAGGCAGCAGUCUUCUGCCAGGGUUUCUGAAAACAGCUAUGUGGCCCCACAACAUGUGAUUCCCCCUCCACUGGACCACGGAUGGAACUGGCAAUCUAGAGCUGGUGUUACUCAACCCAAGGGUUCAGAAGAUGUCCACAGAAAAGAUGACAAGGACAGCGAUGCGGCUGCUGCUGCCGCUGCCAUUGAUGAUGAUGAUGACAACUCUGAUGCUGUGUGUGAUACCGACGAUGAGCUAUUCAGUGAUGAGUUUGACUCGGAUUCAAGUGAAAAGAGCCAUGAAACUCGAAAAAAUAGCAGAUGGUUCAAGAAAUUCUUUGAGAUUUUGGAUAGUUUAACUGUUGAUGAGAUUAAUGAUCCUGCUAGGCAGUGGCACUGUCCUGCAUGUCAAGGGGGUCCUGGUUCCAUUGACUGGUACCGAGGCCUGCAGCCCCUGAUGACACAUGCCAAAACAAAAGGAUCAAAAAGGGUAAUGCUCCAUAGAGAGCUUGCAGAGCUUUUGGAUGAAGAGUUGAGGAGGAAGGGAACUACAGUUAUACCAGCUGGUGAAGCUUUUGGUAAAUGGAAAGGUUUAAAAGAUGAGGAAAAGGAUCAUGAAAUUGUCUGGCCUCCUAUGAUUGUCAUCAUGAACACUAAACUUGAGCAGGAUGACAAUGACAAGUGGGUUGGCAUGGGAAAUCAGGAGCUUCUUGACUAUUUCAGCCCUUAUGCUGCUGCGAGAGCUCGACACUCAUAUGGUCCACAAGGACACCGUGGGAUGAGCAUUUUGAUCUUUGAGGCCUCUGCAAGGGGUUAUUUAGAGGCGGAGCGUCUUCACAAGCAUUUUAUAGAGCAAGGAACUGACCGAGAUGCAUGGGACCGUCGUCGUGUCUUAUUUCAGUCUGGUGGGAAGCGACAGCUCUAUGGGUACAUGGCAGUGAAAGAAGACUUGGACAUUUUUAACCAGCAUUCUCAAGGUAAAUCUAGGCUGAAAUUUGAGAUGAGAUCGUACCAGGAGAUGGUCGUGAACCAAAUCAGGCAAAUGAGUGAGGAUAACCAACAGCUUAUGUGGUUUAAGAACAGGGUUGCUAAGGAACAGAGGCAUGCAAAGGCUCUUGAGGAAUCUCUUGGUAUAGUGAGUGAAAAGCUCAGGAAGACGACGGAGGAAAAUCGCAUCGUAAGACAGAGGACCAAAUUGCAGCACAAAGAGAACCAGGAAGAGAUGUAUCUGCAAGAACAAUUUUUCAAAGACCAGAUCAAGAUAAUUCAUGAAUCAAGGGAUGCAAAGGAAGAAAAUUUUGAGAGGCUGCAGCAGGAGGAACGUGACAAGGUGAAGCACUCAUAUCUCAACCCUUCAAAUGCCGAGGAACAAAAAUACAGGUCGGAGGAAAUUGAGAACUUCAUCAAGUCUCAAGAAAAAGAGAUGGAAGAAUUUGUGGCAGAGCGGGACAUGCUGAUGAAAGCUCAUGAUGACGAUAAAGCUGCAAUGAAGCGGAGGCAUUGGGAGGAAGAAGUGGAACUGGAGAAGGAUUUUGAUGCCAAAUUAACCCAGCUCAUGGAGAAGUAUUCCCCGCAUCUCCCUGAAGAAAUUUCGAAUUGACUUUGAAGGUUAGAUGUUUGCAGUGCAUUUAGUUGGAGGAGAGAGAGUGGCACAUCAGCUAUAAGUCACCGAAAGUUUAGGGUAUUUUUCUCUCUUUUGUGGUCUGUUUAAUCAUAGAUUCCACGAGUUAUACCUAGAAGGAAAAGACAUAGAACCAAACGUUUUGAAUGGUGCUAUUUUAGAGAUCUGAAGUUACUUAGCAUCAGUUGGCCAUGCCAGAAAAUUGUCGUCGAUGAAUAUUAUCCUUGUUCAGUUAUGGCGUGAAAUUGCUGUUCACUUACAGAAA
This is a messenger RNA of Pyrus x bretschneideri (Chinese white pear), 2435 nucleotides long. Its product is annotated as protein SUPPRESSOR OF GENE SILENCING 3. Lineage: Eukaryota; Viridiplantae; Streptophyta; Magnoliopsida; Rosales; Rosaceae. The transcript has 6 exons. The coding region runs from base 233 to 2149 and encodes 638 amino acids. The record is from RefSeq and is a predicted model, not a curated record. Gene Ontology annotation, biological process: defense response to virus; regulatory ncRNA-mediated gene silencing.